Molecule: messenger RNA, 38533 nt
Organism: Coregonus sp. 'balchen'
Lineage: Eukaryota; Metazoa; Chordata; Actinopteri; Salmoniformes; Salmonidae
Source: the annotation of a GenBank genome assembly
AUGAGAGAAUUAGGUGAAAAUGAGGCGUUGCUUGUUAAACAAGUGGAUUCAGGGAUGAAGUGUAGCUGGAGAGCUGGGCCUGGUUUAAGAUGGAUGCCACUAUAGAGCCGGGCCUGGUUUAAGAUGGAUGCCACUAUAGAGCUGGGCAUGGUUUAAGAUGGAUGCCACUAUAGAGGUGGGCCUGGUUUAAGAUGGAUGCCACUAUAGAGGUGGGCCUGGUUUAAGAUGGAUGCCACUAUAGAGGUGGGCCUGUUUUAAGAUGGAUGCCACUAUAGAGGUGGGCCUGGUUUAAGAUGGAUGCCACUAUAGAGCUGGGCCUGGUUUAAGAUGGAUGCCACUAUAGAGCCGGGCCUGGUUUAAGCUGGAUGCCACUAUAGAGGUGGGCCUGGUUUAAGAUGGAUGCCACUAUAGAGCUGGGCCUGGUUUAAGAUGGAUGCCACUAUAGAGGUGGGCCUGGUUUUAAGAUGGAUGCCACUAUAGAGGUGGGCCUGGUUUAAGAUGGAUGCCACUAUAGAGGUGGGCCUGGUUUAAGAUGGAUGCCACUAUAGAGGUGGUUUAAGAUGGAUGCCCACUAUAGAGGUGGGCCUGGUUUAAGAUGGAUGCCACUAUAGAGGUGGGCCUGGUUUAAGAUGGAUGGCCACUAUAGAGGUGGUUUAAGAUGGAUGCCACUAGGGUGGUAGAUGGAUGCCAUAGAGGUGGGCCUGGUUUAAGAUGGAUGCCACUAUAGAGGUGGGCCUGGUUUAAGAUGGAUGCCACUAUAGAGGUGAAAGGAACACCGCAACACUUUCCCUCUUUCUCACUUCAUCAAUACGGUGGAUAAAAAGGGGUUUGCCAGGCGUACUCUGAAAGAGAUCAAUUAUGGCAACAAAGGGUCUCAUUAUCUGCUGCUGGCACAUUGUAGAACAGAUGUCCACAGGCAGAAAGUGUACAAUGUAAUGAUGAGCAGUGUAGAUAUUGCUUUUGUUGUGUUGAAUUUGACAGUAACACUUGUGUGUGUGAGUGAGGGUGGAGGGAUUACAAAUUCGAUAUCACAAACAGCAGUUUUAGAAGGGCACGUCAUUUUCCGACUCUACCCCUCCUUCACCAAGUUGGCUGCCAUCUGACAAUGGCCCAUAGAAACUACACCUAAACUAUAUCAAAAAACGAAUAUACCACAUAGGCCAGUAAUAAUAGAUGUAGCCUAAAGACAAGAUUUAAUUGACAAUAGUCUUGAUUGGUGACAAUAUUAUCAAUUACCUUGAGAAUGAAGAGACUCCAGCACAUCGUGGGUAAUUGACAAAGGGAACUUUUUCAAACCAUUGUUCGUGGAGGUAAGACGUUUUUAUUUCAUAUCGCAAAAGAGCAGGUUCUAAGGUUUCCAAAACACAUUAAGCCAUGGGCUCUAUUCCAAAACACAUUAAGCCAUGGGCUCUAUUCCAAAACACAUUAAGCCAUGGGCUCUAUUCCAACACAUUAAGCCAUGGGCUCUAUUCCAAAACACAUUAAGCCAUGGGCUCUAUUCCAAAACACAUUAAGCCAUGGGCUCUAUUCCAAAACACAUUAAGCCAUGGGCUCUAUUCCAAAACACAUUAAGCCAUGGGCUCUAUUCCAAAACACAUUAAGCCAUGGGCUCUAUUCCAAAACACAUUAAGCCAUGGGCUCUAUUCCAAAACACAUUAAGCCAUGGGCUCUAUUCCAAAACACAUUAACAUUUUACAUUUACAUUUUAGUCAUUUAGCAGACGCUCUUAUCCAGAGCGACUUACAGGAGCAAUUAGGGUUAAGUGCCUUGCUCAAGGGCACAUUAACGUCAUUUAGCAGACGCUCUUAGCCAGAGCGACUCGCAAAUUGGUGCGUUCACCCUAUAGCCAGUGGGAUAACCACUUUACAAUUUGGGGGGGGGGGGGGGGGGGGGUUAGAAGGAACACUUUAUCCUAUCCCAGGUAUUCCUUAAAGAGGUGGGGUUUCAAAUGUCUCCGGAAGGUGGUGAGUGACUCCGCUGUCCUGGCGUCGUGAGGGAGCUUGUUCCACCAUUGGGGUGCCAGAGCAGCGAACAGUUUUGACUGGGCUGAGCGGGAGCUAUGCUUCCGCAGAGGAAGGGGAGCCAGCAGGCCAGAGGUGGAUGAACGCAAUGCCCUCGUUUGGGUGUAGGGACUGAUCAGAGCCUGAAGGUACAGAGGUGCCGUUCCCCUCACUGCUCCAUAGGCAAGCACCAUGGUCUUGUAGCGGAUGCGAACUUCAACUGGAAGCCAGUGGAGUGUGCGGAGGAGGGGGGUGACGUGAGAGAACUUGGGAAGGUUGAACACCAGACGGGCUGCGGCAUUCUGGAUGAGUUGUAGGGGUUUAAUGGCACAGGCAGGGAGGCCAGCCAACAGCGAGUUGCAGUAGUCCAGACGGGAGAUGACAAGUGCCUGGAUUAGGACCUGUGCCGCUUCCUGUGUAAGGCAGGGUCGUACUCUCCGAAUGUUGUAGAGCAUGAACCUGCAGGAGCGGGUCACCGCCUUGAUGUUGGCGGAGAACGACAGGGUGUUGUCCAGGGUCACGCCUAGGCUCUUCGCACUCUGGGAGGAGGACACAGCGGAGUUGUCAACCGUGAUGGCGAGAUCAUGGAACGGGCAGUCCUUCCCCGGGAGGAAGAGCAGCUCCGUCUUGCCAGGGUUCAGCUUGAGGUGGUGAUCCGUCAUCCAUACUGAUAUGUCUGCCAGACAUGCAGAGAUGCGAUUCGCCACCUGGUUAUCAGAAGGGGGAAAGGAGAAGAUUAGUUGUGUAUCGUCAGCGUAGCAAUGAUAGGAAAGGCCAUGUGAGGAUAUGACAGAGCCAAGUGACUUGGUGUAUAGGGAGAAAAGGAGAGGGCCUAGAACUGAGCCCUGGGGGACACCAGUGGUGAGAGCACGUGGUGCGGAGACAGCUUCUCGCCACGCCACUUGGUAGGAGCGACCGGUCAGGUAGGACGCAAUCUAGGAGUGAGCCGCGCCGGAGAUGCCCAGCUCGGAGAGGGUGGAGAGGAGGAUCUGAUGGUUCACAGUAUCAAAGGCAGCAGACAGGUCUAGAAGGACAAGAGCAGAGGAGAGAGAGUUAGCUUUAGCAGUGCGGAGAGUCUCCGUGACACAGAGAAGAGCAGUCUCAGUUGAAUGACCAGUCCUGAAACCUGAUUGGUUUGGAUCAAGAAGGUCAUUCUGAGAGAGAUAGCAAGAGAGUUGGCUAAAGACGGCACGCUCAAUAGUUUUGGAAAGAAAAGAAAGAAGGGAUACUGGUCUGUAGUUGUUGACAUCAGUGGGGUCGAGUGUUGGUUUUUUGAGAAGGGGAGCAACUCUCGCUCUCUUGAAGACGGAAGGGACAUGGCCAGCGGUCAAGGAUGAGUUGAUCAGCGAGGUGAGGUAGGGGAGAAGGUCACCGGAGAUGGUCUGGAGAAGGGAGGAGGGGAUGGGGUCAAGCGGGCAGGUUGUUGGGCGGCCUGCAGUCACAAGUCGCAGGAUUUUAUCUGGAGAGAGAGGGGAGAAAGAAGUCAAAGCAUAGGGUAGGGCAGUGUGAGCAGGACCAGCAGUGUCAUUAGACUUAACAAACGAGGAUCGGAUGUCGUCAACCUUCUUUUCAAAGUGGUUGACGAAGUCAUCUACAGAGAGAGAGGAGGGGGGGGGGGGGGGGGGGGGGGGGGGGGAGGAUUCAGGAGGGAGGAAAAUGUGGCAAAGAGCUUCCUAGGGUUAGAGGCAGAUGCUUGGAAUUUAGAGUGGUAGAAGGUGGCCUUAGCAGCAGAAACAGAUGAAGAAAAUGUAGAGAGGAGGGAGUGAAAAGAUGCCAGGUCGGCAGGGAGUUUAGUUUUCUUCCAUUUCCGCUCCGCUGCCCGGAGCUCUGUUCUGUGAGCUCACAAUGAGUCAUCAAGCCACGGAGCUGGAGGGGAGGACCGAGCCGGCCGGGAGGAUAGGGGACACAGAGAGUCAAAGGAUGCAGAAAGGGAGGAAAGGAGGGUUGAGGAGGCAGAAUCAGGAGAUUGGAGGGAGAAGGAUUGAGCAGAGGGAAGAGAUGAUAGGAUGGAAGAGGAGAGAGUAGUGGGAGAGAGAGAGCGAAGGUUGCGGCGGCGCAUUACCAUCUGUGUAGGGGCAGAGUGAGUAGUGUGGGAGGAGAGUGAGAGAGAAAAGGAAACAAAGUAGUGGUCGGAGACAUGGAGGGGAGUUGCAGUGAGAUUAGUAGAGGAGCAGCAUCUAGUGAAGAUGAGGUCAAGCGUAUUGCCUGCCUUGUGAGUAGGGGGGGACGGUGAGAGGGUGAGGUCAAAAGAGGAGAGGAGUGGAAAGAAGGAGGCAGAGAGAAAUGAGUCAAAUGUGGACAUAGGGAGGUUGAAAUCCCCCAAAACUGUGAGGGGUGAGCCAUCCUCAGGGAAGGAACUUAUCAAGGCGUCAAGCUCAUUGAUGAACUCUCCAAGGGAACCUGGAGGGCGAUAGAUGACAAGGAUAUUAAGCUUAAAUGGGCUAGUGACUGUGACAGCAUGGAAUUCAAAUGAGGAGAUAGACAGAUGGGUUAGGGGAAAAAUUGAGAAUGUCCACUUGGGAGAGAUGAGGAUUCCUGUACCACCACCCCUCUGACCAGAUGCUCUCGGGGUAUGCGAGAACACAUGGUCAGACGAGGAGAGAGCAGUAGGAGUAGCAGUGUUUUCAGUGGUGAUCCAUGUUUCCGUCAGCGCCAGGAAGUCGAGGGACUGGAGGUUGGCAUAGGCUGGGAUGAAGUCAGCUUUGUUGGCAGCAGAACGGCAGUUCCAGAGGCUGCCUGCGACCUGGAACUCCACGUGGGUGGUGCGUGCAGGGACCACCAGGUUAGAGAGGCAGCAGCCACGCGGUUGUGGUGCGUUUGUGUAGCCUGUGCAGAGAGGAGAGAACAGGGAUAGGCAGAGACAUAGUUGACAGGCUGUAGCAAAUGGCUACAAAAAUGCAGAGGAGAUCGGAAUGAAAUGAGCUAAGCAUCUGGGAGCGGAGAGAGCAGGGCCUCCCUCACCAAAAACGUCUACCUCAGAAACUAAAAUUGUUUCACUGAACCACCCGAACAAAAACUCUCCCAACUUCCGCCUUUAGAAAUCAGAAUUGUUGUGAACCACAGCGGUUCAAUGUUUAAAGGAAUAGACUCAACCCACUUAUUCAGCUAGCCAACUAUGACACCAUAGCUAACUAGCAAGCUAGCAUCCAAUAACAAUAACACACAAUGUUUAGCACCAACACUUGGUCACAACAAACCACCAAUAGUGUGAUAACACACUAAACAGAUCAUUCGUGUCUGUGUCAAGUUCCUUUCAUGACGCAGCAAUGAUUAGACGUUGGCUAGCUAGGACAAGUAUAUUGUAUUUAGCUACUACCGUACAGUUAGCUGGUCGUGUUGGGUAGCUAGCAAUGGCCACUGUGUUGACUUUGUUUGAAGAACGGCUAGCUAGCUAGCUUCGUGCUACACCCGGCACACAAUGGCUAUUGUGUUGACUCUGACUCUGUUCGAAAAAACGGCUAGGUAGCUCGCUUCGUGCUACAGCCGGCACUGCCAAGACACAGUAACUACACACAACAACCCACGAUGCCUAGCUAUGACGCCGUAGCUAACUUGCAAGCUAGCAUCCAUUAACACACAAUUUAGCAUCAAUACUUGGUUACAACAAACUGCCAAGAGUGUGUUAGCACACUAAACAGAUAAUUCAAGUCCGUGUCUAGUUCCUUUCAUAACUGCAUAACGCAGCAAAAAAUUAAACGUUGGCUAGUACUACAUUAACAUUGGAACCAGCUCUCCAGCGUUGCUAAUCGUUACCAGUAGCUACCCGCUAGCUAGCUAGCCUCGUGCUUCGAUACUAACCUACAAUUACCUACGGAAACCUACAAUAACAACAAUACUAACCUAUAAUAAAUACAAUACCUAACUACGGCUAACUACCUACCUACGAUCUAAUACAUGGUUAAGCAAAAAUUAAACGUUGGCUAGCACUACAUUAACAUUGGGACCAGCUCUCUAGCGUUGCUAAUCGUUACCAGUAGUUACCCGCUAGCUAGCUAGCCUCGUGCUUCGAUACUAACCUACAAUUACCUACGGAAACCUACAAAAACAACAAUACUAACCUAUGAUAAAUACAAUACCUAACUACAGCUAACUACCUACCUACGAUCUAAUACAUGGUUAAGCUUUACUCAACACCAUAUGAGAAGCUUACCUCCUGCUUACCUCCUUACCUCCUGCUACUAGGUUUGUCAUAGUUUACAAUUGGGGGGCUUCAAGAGGAAACAUAGUUAGAUUCAUCUUAGGGCCACAGAAAAUUCAAAAGGCUUAAGGAGGGUCCAAUAAACAUUUGAGAAACCCUGCAUUAGCCUGUGAGAAGAGUACCAGUGAUUAUCUUCUUACCUUGCAGCGACACCAUUAAGCCAUGGGCUCUAUUCCAAAACACAUUAAGCCAUGGGCUCUAUUCCAAAACACAUUAAGCCAUGGGCUCUAUUCCAAAACACAUUAAGCCAUGGGCUCUAUUCCAAAACACAUUAAGCCAUGGGCUCUAUUCCAAACACAUUAAGCCAUGGGCUCUAUUCCAAAACACAUUAAGCCAUGGGCUCUAUUCCAAACACAUUAAGCCAUGGGCUCUAUUCCAAAACACAUUAAGCCAUGGGCUCUAUUCCAAACACAUUAAGCCAUGGUCUCUAUUCCAAAACACAUUAAGCCAUGGGCUCUAUUCCAAAACACAUUAAGCCAUGGGCUCUAUUCCAAACACAUUAAGCAUGGGCUCCUAUUCCCAAAAACACAUUAAGCCCAUGGGCUCUAUUCCAAAACACAUUAAGCCAUGGCCUCUAUUCCAAAAACACAUUAAGCCAUGGGCUCUAUCCAAACACAUUAAGCCAUGGGCGCUAUUCCAAAACACAGUUAAGCCAUUAGCCAUGGGCUCUAUUACCAAAACACAUUAAGCCAUGGGUCUAUUCCAAAACACAUUAAGCCAUGGGGCUCUAUUGCCAAAAACACAUUAAGCCAUGGGCUCUAUUCCAAAAUCACAUUGAAGCCAUGGGCCUCUAUUCCAAAACACAUUAAGCCAUGGGUCUCUAUUCCAAACCAUUAAGCAUGGGCUCUAUCCAAACACAUUAAGCCAUGGGCUCUAUUCCAAAACACAUAAGCCAUGGGGCUCUAUCCAAACACAUUAAGCCAUGGGCUCUAUUCCAAACAAUUAGCCAUGGCUCUAUUCCAAAACACAUUAAGCCAUGGGCUCUAUUCCAAAACACAUUAAGCCAUGGGCUCUAUUCCAAAACACAUUAAGCCAUGGGCUCUAUUCCAAAACACAUUAAGCCAUGGGCUCUAUUCCAAAACACAUUAAGCCAUGGGCUCUAUUCCAAAACACUUAAGCCAUGGUCUCUAUUCCAAACACAUUAAGCCAUGGGCUCUAUUCCAAAACACAUUAAGCCAUGGGCUCUAUUCCAAAACACAUUAAGCCAUGGGCUCUAUUCCAAACACAUUAAGUCAUGGGCUCUAUUCCAAAACACAUUAAGCCAUGGGCUCUAUUUCCAAAACACAUUAAGCCAUGGGCUCUAUUCCAAAACACAUUAAGCCAUGGGUCUAUUCCAAAACACAUUAAGCCAGGGCUCUAUUCCAAAACACAUUAAGCCAUGGGCUCUAUUCCAAAACACAUUAAGCCAUGGGCUCUAUUCCAAAACACAUUAAGCCAUGGGCUCUAUUCCAAAACACAUUAAGCCAUGGGCUCUAUUCCAAAACACAUUAAGCCAUGGGCUCUAUUCCAAAACACAUUAAGCCAUGGGCUCUAUUCCAAAACACAUUAAGCCAUGGGCUCUAUUCCAAAACACAUUAAGCCAUGGGCUCUAUUCCAAAACACAUUAAGCCAUGGGCUCUAUUCCAAAACACUUUAAGCCAUGGUCUCUAUUCCAAAACACAUUAAGCCAUGGGCUCUAUUCCAAAACACAUUAAGCCAUGGGCUCUAUUCCAAACACAUUAAGCCAUGGGCUCUAUUCCAAAACACAUUAAGCCAUGGGCUCUAUUCCAAAACACAUUAAGCCAUGGGCUCUAUUCCAAAACACAUUAAGCCAUGGGCCUCUAUUCCAAAACACAUUAAGCCAUGGGCUCUAUUCCAAAACACAUUAAGCCAUGGGCUCUAUUCCAAAACACAUUAAGCCAUGGGCUCUAUUCCAAAAUAUAUUUUUUAUAAUAUUGCCGCUAUUCCAUGUGUUCUACAUGUGAGCACUGAAGGAACCCUAAGAGGUUCCUUCAGUGUGUCAACGUGCUAGGGGCUCAGAGCUUCCAAGCUGGACGCCACUACUGGGAGGUAGAUUAGUGUGUGUGUGGUGUGUGUGUGUGUGGUGUGUGGUGUUGUGUGUGUUGUGUGGUGUGGCGUGUGUGUGUUGUGUUGUUGUGUGUGUGUGGUGUGUGUUGUUGUGUGUCACCUUAAGUGCUACUUGUUCCUGUAUUGAAAGAGCCUUCCAAGCCUAUCUCCUGUUUCUGUAGUGAGACAGCUUGAUGUACAGGACACCCCCUGGACAGGACACUAUUCUAUCUCCUUUUCUGUAGUGAGCAGCUUGAUGUCAGGACACCCCUGGACAGGACACUAGUAAAACUCCUGUUCUGUAUGAGCCAGCUUGAAUGACAGGACACCCCUGACAGGACAAUAGUUUUCUCCUGUUUCGAGGACAGUUAUGACAGGAAAACCCCCUGGACAGGACAUAGUCUAUCUCCUGUUUCGUAGUGAGACGCUUGAUGUACAGGACACCCCUGGACAGGACUAUCUAUUCCUUUCUGUGUGAGACAGCUUGAUUUACAGACCCCCCUGGACAGGACACUAGUCUUAUUCCUUUUGACCUGGAGGUGGACCCAGGACCAGAGCUGGACCUGGAGGUGGACCCCGGACCAGAGCUAGACCUGGAUGGCUUCGGCAGCAGAAUCCAUGGCACCACUACAUACAUUAACUGGAGGUGGGACCAGGACCAGAGCUGGACUGUAUGGCUUCGGCAGCAAUCCAUGGGCACCACUCACAUAAUUACCUGGAGGUGACCCAGGACCAGACUGGACCUGGAUGGCUUCGGCAGCCAGAUCCAUGGACCACUACAUACAUUACCUGGAGUUGGACCCAGACAUAGCUGGAAACCUGGAUGGCUUCGCACAGAUCCCUGGCACCACUACAAUACAUACCUGGAGAAGAUGUUUUUCGGUCUCUCAAACCUUGUAGACGCCUAGUUAACAUGACGCUUCCUCCAAACACCACCCUAUUCCCUGUAGGUGCACUACAUUUGCCCCCUACCUCCACCCCCCAAAAAAUUGUGCUUGUCUUUAUUGUACUCACCCUGGCACUUGAUUCGGCUGAUUGUUUACACGAAUAGAAGUGAGUCCGUACAAAUACAUCCAGACGUGUUACGAGAAGUACGCCGUACAAUGCCAUCCUUUUCUAGCUCCAACACAUACUUCUGUGGGGAUGUAAUAGAUGUUUUCGCUAAAUUAAGGACAUGCAUGACAUUUCGUGUGAGAUUUGUUUUAAUUGUAUGCUAGUCUGGAGCAAAAACCUGCACACACUUUGGCCUAUUGGUGAUACAAUCGGGAUGCAACUAGUCACUUUUCGCAAAAUUCGCGAUUUUGAAUCCAAAUAGGUACCUCCGUGAUCGUGUAGAUCCGAUGAGAAAAGUUUGGGGCGCGGGGGCUUUGGAUCAUGUAUGCUGUAAGCGACGAGUGAUGCGCGUUUGGAUCACUACUGGCUGCCUUCCAAGGCUCAGCCAAUCCAAUUCACAUAACAAAAAUGCAGCACUCGACUUGCUAGCAUCUUCGUGAAGCUGUAACCGCAAAUGUUUUGAGGUGAGGAGAAAGUUUGGUGUACAAGUUAUUGUUAGCAUUGUUAAGUAUCUUGCUAGCUGGAUCGAUUCCUCGUUAGCUAGCCGAUAAAUGUUGAGCACAUUAGCCAACUUAACUGAUCAAUUAUGAGUUUAUAGUGUAAAAAUGAUCUGUCUUAAUAGGCAGACAUCUAACGUAGCUAGCUAGCUAACGUCAACUCAGUAGCUAACGUUAGUAACCUAAGCCAUUCGCUAUAGUAUUACUGGUAUACGACUCCGUACGGUUUCCUCAGUCAUAACGCGUUAGUUGCUUACUGGACCCUGGCAUCUGUGUGAAAUGUUAACUAGCGAACAAACGACUAUCUGGAAACGAAUGUGUCCCCUCUUCAGUGUUUUGUAACUUUCAGAAUGAGAGAAUUAGGUGAAAUGAGGCGUUGCUUUGUUAAACAAGUGGAUUCCGGAUGAAGUGUACUGGGAGCUGGGGGCCUGGUUAGAUGGUGCCACUAUAGAGCCGGCCUGGUUAAUAUUGGAUUCCACUUAGAGCUGGCAUGGUUUAAGAUUGAUGCCACUAUAAAGGUUGUGCCUGUUUAAGAUGAUGCCACUAUUAGUGGCGGUUUAAGAUGGGAUGCCACUAUAGAGGUGGGCCCUGUUUUAAGAGGGAUGCACUAUAGAGGGGGCCUGGUUUAAGAUGGAUGCCAUAUUUGAUAGCUGGGCCUGUUAAGAUGGAAUGCCACUAUAGACCCGGCUGUUUACGCUGGAUGCACUAGAGGUGGCCUGGUUUAAGAAUGGAUGCCACUAUAGAGCUGGGCCUGUUUUAGAUUUGAUGCCACGAUGAGUGGCCUGGUUUGAGAUGAUGCCACUAUAGAUGUGGGCCUGGUUUUAGGAUGGAUGCCACUAUAGAGGUGUCCUGGUUAAGAUGGAUGCCACUAGAGAGGUGUUUAAAGAUGGAUGCCACUAUAGAGGUGGCCUGGUUUAAGAUGGAUGCCACUAUAGAGGUGGGGCUGUUUUAGAUGGAAUGCCACUAUAGAGGUGGUUUAAGAUGCUGCCACUAUAGGGUGGUUUUAAGUGAUCCACUAUAGAGGUGGGCCGGUUUUAAGAUGGAGCCACUAUAAGGUGGGCCUGGGCUUAAGAUGGAUGCCACGAUAAGGUGAAAGGAACACCGCAACACUUUCCCUCUUCCACUUUCAUCAAUACGGUGGAUAAAAAAGGGUUUGCCAUCGUACUCGAAAGAGUCAAUUAUGGCAACAAAGGGUCUCAUUACUGCUGCUGGCACUUGUAGAACAGAUGUCCACAGGCAGAAAGUGUACAAUGUAAUGAGAGGCAGGUAGAAUUUUGCUUUUGUUGUGUUGAAUUUGACAGUAACACUUGUGUUUGUGAGUGAGGGUGGAGGGUUUACAAAUUCGAUAUCACAAACAGCAGUGUUAGAGGGCACGUCAUUUUCCGCUCUACCCCUCCUUCACCAAGUUGGCUGCCAUCUGACAAGGGCCCAUAGAAACUACACUAAUAUAUCAAAAAACGAAUAUACCACAUAGGCCAGUAAUAAUCGAUGUAGCCUAAAGACAAGAUUUAUUGACAAUAGUCUUGUUGGUGACAAUAUUAUCAAUUACCUUGAGAAUUAAGAGACUCCAGCACAUCGUGUGAAUGCCAAAGGGAACUUUUUCAAACCAUUGUUCGUGGAGGUAAAGACGUUCUUUAUUUCAUAUCGUCAAAGAGCAGUUUUUCUAAGGUUUCCCAAAACACAUUAAGCCAUGGGCUCUAUUCCAAACACUUAGCCAUGGGCUCUAUUCCAAAACCAUUAAGCCAGGCUCUAUUCAACACAUUAAGCCAUGGGCGUCUAUUCCAAACACUUAAGCCUGGCUCUAUUCCCAAACAUACAUUAAGCCAUUGGCUCUAUUCCAAAACACCUUAAGCCAUGGGCUCUAUUCCAAAACACAUUAGCCAUGGCUCUAUUCCAAAACACCUUAAGCCAUGGCUCUAUUCCAAAACACAUUAAACAUGGCUCUAUCCAAAACACAUUAAGCCAUGGGCUCUAUUCCAAACCCAUUACCAUUUUACAUUUACAUUUUAGUUCAUUUAGCAAACGCUCCUUUAUCCAGAGCGACUUACAGAGCAAUUAGGGGUUAAUCAUUAAUCAAGGGCCAUUAACUUUCAUUUAGCAGACGUCUUAGCCAAGCGACUCGCAAAUGGGUGCUUCCCCUAUGCCAUGGGAUAACCACUUUUACAAUUUUGGGGGGGGGGGGGGGGGUUUAGAAGAACACUUUAUCCUAUCCAGUUAUUUCCUUAAAGAGGUGGGGUUUCAAAUGUCCUCCGGAAGGUGUAGUGACUCCGCUGUCCUGGCGUCCGGGAGGAGCUUGUUCCACCAUUUGGGGUUUCCAGGCAAGCGAACAGUUUUGACUGGGCGAGCGGGAGCUAGCUUCCGCAGAGUAAUAGGGGAGCCAGCAGGCCCGAGGUGGAUGAACGCAAUGCCCUCGUUUGGGUGUAGGACGGAUCCGAGCCUGAAGGUACAGAGGGCCGUUCCCCUCACUGCUCCAUAGCAAGCACCAUUGUCUUGUAGCGGAUGGCGAACUUCACGAAACCAGUGGAGUGGUGCGGAGGGGGGGUGACGUGAGAGAACUUGGGAAGUUUUUGAAACACCAACGGCGGCGGCAUUCUGGAUGAUUGUAGGGUUUAGUGGCAACAGGCAGGGAGGCCAGCCACAGUCGAUUGCAGUAGUUCCAGACGGGAGAUGACAGUCCUGGAUUAGGACCUGUGCCGCUUCCUGUUAAGGCAGGGUCGUACUCUCCUAAUGUUGUAGAGCAAUGAACCUGCAGGAGCGGGUCACCGCCUUGCUGUUGGCGAGAACGACAGGGUUUUUUGUCCAGGUCACGCUAGGCUCUUCGCACUCUGGAGUAGGACGCAGCGGAGUUGUCCACCCGUGAUGGCGAGAUCAAUGGAAUCGCCGUCCUUCCCCGGGAGGAAGAGCCAGCUCCGCGUGCCAGGGUUCAUCUUGAAGGUGGUGAUCCGUCAUCCAUACUGAUAUGUCUGCCAGACAUGCAGAGGAUGCGUUCCCACCCUGGUUAUCCUAAGGGGUAAGGGAAGAUUAGUUUUUGUGUAUCGUCAGCGUCAGCCAUGAUAGAAAGUCCAUGUGAGGAUUACAGAGCCAAGUGAUUGGUGUAUAUGGAGAAAAGAGAGGGCCGAGAACUGAGCCCUGGGGACACCAUGGGUGAGAGCCGUGGUGCGGAGACAGCUUCUCGCCACGCCACUUGGUAUGUGAAGCUACCGGUCCAGGUAGGACGCAAUCUAGGAGGGCCGCGCCGGAAUCCAGCUCGGAGAGGGGGAGUAGGAGGAUCUGAUGGUUCACAGUAUCAAAGGCAGCAACAGGUCUAGAAGGACAAGAGCAUAGGAGAGAGAAGUACUUUGCAGUGCGGAGAGUCUCCGUGACACAGAGAAGAGCAGUCUCUUGAAUGACCACCUGAAACCUGAUUGGUUUGGAUCAAGAAGGUCAUUCUGAGAGAGAUAGCAAGAGAGUGUGGCUAAAGACGGCACGCUCCAAUAGUUUUUGGAAAAGAAAAGAAAGAAAUGGAUCUGGUCUGUAUUUGUUGACAUCAGUGGGUUCGAGUGUUGGUUUUGAGAAGGGGAUCAACUCUCGCUCUCGUUGAAGACUGAAGGACAUUGCCAGCGGUCCCAAGUAUGAAGUUGAUCAGCGAGGUGAGGUAGGGGAGAGGUCACCGGAGAUGGUCUUGAGAGGGAGGAGGGGAUGGGGUUCAAGCGGUCAUGUUGUUGGGGCGGCCUGCAUUCACAAGUCGCAGAUUUAUCUGGAGAGAGAGGGGGAGAAAGAAGUCAAAGCAUAGGGUAGGCAGUGUGAGCAGACAGCAACGUGCAUUAUACUUUAACAAACGAGGAUCGGAUGUCGUCAACCUUCUUUUCAAGUGGUUGACGAGUCAUCUACAGAGAGAGAGGAGGGGGGGGGGGGGGGGGGGGGGGGGGAGGAUUCAGGAGGUAGGAAAAUGUGGCAAAGAGCUUCCUAGGUGUUAGAGGCAGAUGCUUGGAAUUUUAGAGUGGUAUAAGGUGGCCUUAGCAGCGAAACAGAUGAAAGCAAAUGUAUAGAGGAGGGAAAGUGAAAAGAUGCCAGCUGCAAGGGAGUUUUAUUUUUCUUCCUUUCGGCGCUCCGGCUGGCCGGCGUAGCUCUGUUCUGUGAGCUCACAUGAGUCAUCACCACGGAGCUGGGAGGGGAGGACUCGAGCCGGCCGGAGGAUUAGGGGACACAGAGAGUCCCAAAGGAUCAGAAAGGGAGUAAAGGAGGUUGAGGAGGCAGAAUGCAGAGAUGGAGGGAGAAGGAUUGACAGAGUGAAGAGAUGUAGGAUGGAAGAGGAGAGAGUAGUGGAGAGAGAGAGCGAAGGUUGCUGCGUCGCAUUACCAUCUGUUGUAGGCAGAGUGAGUAUGUGGUGGGAGGAGAGUGAAUGAGAAAAGGAAACCAAGUAGUGGUCGGAGACAUGAGGGGAGUUGCAGUGAGAUUAGUAGAGGAGCAGCAUCUAGUGAGAUGAGGUCCAGCGUAGUGCCUGCCUUGGUGAUAGGGGGGGACGUGAGAGGGUGAGGUCAAAAGAGAGUAGGAGUGGAAAGGAAGGAGGCAGAGAGAAAUGAUUCAAUGUGGACAUAGGAGGUUGAAUCCCCCAAACUGUGAGGGGGAGCCUCCCUCAGGAAGGGAACUCUAUCAAGGCGUCAAGCUCAUUGAUGACUCUCCAAGGAACCCUGGAGGGCGAUAAGAUGACAAGGAUAUUAAGCUUAAAUGGGCUAUGACUGUGACAGCAUGGAAUUCAAAUGAGAGAUAGACGAUGGGUUAGGGGAAAAAUUUAGAAAUGUCCACUUGGGAGAGAUGAGAUUCCUGUACCACCACCCCUCUGACCAGAUGCUCUCGGGGUAUGCGAGACACAUGGUCAGACUAGAGAGAGCAGUAGGAGUAGCAGUGUUUAUUGGGUGAUCCAUGUUUCCUUCAGCCCAGGAAGUCGAGGGACUGUAGUUGGCAUAGGCUGGGAUGAAGUCCAGCUUUGUUGCAGCAGAAAGGGGGCGUCAGUUUUCCAAGGCCUGCCUGCGACCUGGAACUCCCACUUGGGUGGUGCGUGCAGGACCACCAGGUUAGAGAGGCAGCAAGCCACUCGGUGUGGUGCGUUGUGUAGCCUGUGCAGAGAGGAAAGAACAUGGAUAGGCAGAGACUAGUUGACAGCUGUAGCAAUGCUACAAAUGCAGAGGAUAUCGAAUGAAAUGAGCUAAGCUCUGGGAUCGGAGAGAGCAGGGCCUCCCUCACCACAACGUCUACCCUCAAAACUAAAUUGUUUCACUAACCAACCCUAACAAAACUCUCCCACCUUCCGCCUUUAGAAAUCAGAAUUGUUGUGAACCACAGCGGUUCAAGUUUAAAGGAAUAGACUCAACCCUGUAUUCAGCUAGGCCAACUAUGACACCAUAAGCUAACUAGCAGCUAGCAUCCAUACAAUAACACACAAUGUUUAGCACCACCACUGGUCACAACAAACCACCAAUAGUGUAUAACACACUAAACAGAUCAUUCUUUGCUGGUGUCAAGUUCCUUUCAUUACGCAGCAGAGAGACGUUGGCUAGCCGAGGACAAGACUAAUUGUAGUUAGCUACUACCGUACGUAGCUGGUCGUGUUGGGUAGCUAGCAUGGCCACUGUGUUGACUUUGUUGAAUAACGGCUAGCAGCUAGCUUCGUGCUACACCGGCCACAAUGGGCUAUUGGUGUUGACUCUGACUCUGUUCGAAAAAACGGCUAGGUUAGCUCGCUUCGUGCUACAGCCGCACUGCCAAGACACAGGGAACUACCACAACAACACGAUGCCUGAGCUAUGAACGCCGUAGCUAACUGCUCAAGCUAUCAUCCAUUAACCCCAAUUUAGCAUCAUACUUGGUUACAACAACUGCCAAGGUGUGUAGCAGCACUAAACAUAUAAUUCAGUCCGUGUCUAGUUCCUGCAUACGCAUAACCAGCAAAAAUUAACGUUGGCCUGUACUACAAUUAACAUUGAAACCACUCUUCCAGCGUUGCUAAUCGUUUACCAUAUCUACCCCUAGCUAGCUAGCCUCGGUGCUCGAUACUAACCUAACAUUACCUACGGAAACUACAAUAACAACAAUACUAACCUAUAAUAAAUACAAUACCUAACUACGGCUACUACCUACCUAGCUCUAAUACAUGGUUAUCAAAAAUUAAACGUUGGCUAGCACUACAUUACAUUGGGACCAGCUCUCUAGCUUGCUAAUCGUUCCAGUAUUGACCCGCUAGUAGCUAGCCUCGGGGAAUUCGAUACUACCUACAAUUACCUACGGAAACCUACAAAACAACAAUACGAACCUAUGAUAAAUACAAUACCUAACUACAGCUAACUACUACCUACGCUCUAAUACAUGGUUAAGCUUCUCAACACAUAUGAGCAUCUUACCUCCUGCUUACCUCCUUACCUCCUGCUACUAGGUUUUGGUCAAGUUUACAAUUGGGGGCUCAAGAGGAAACAUAGUUAGAUUCAUCUUAGGCCACAGACAUUCAAAAGGCUUAAGAGUGUCCAAUAACAUUUGAGAAACUGCAUUAGCCUGUGAGAGAGUUCCCAUGAUUAAAUCUUUCUUACCUUGCGCGACAACCAUUAAGCCAUGGGCUCUAUUCCAAAACACUUAAGCCAUGGGCUUCUAUUCCAAAACACAUUAAGCCAUGUGCUCUAUUCCAAACACCAUUAAGCCAUGGGCUCUAUUCCAAAACACAUUAAGCAUGGGCUCUAUCCCAAACACAUUAGCCAUGGCUCUAUUCCAAAACACUAGCAUGGCUCUAUUCCAACACAUUAAGCCAUGGGCGCUAUUCCAAACACUUAACCGUGGUCUUGCUAUUCCAAACACAUUAAGCCCAUGGUCUCUAUUCCAAAACCAUUAGCCAUGGGCUCUUUCCAAAACACUUUAGGCAUGGGCUCUAUUCCAAACCAUUAGCCAUGGGCGCUCUAUUCCCCAACACAAUAAGCCAUGGGCUCUAUCCAAACACAUAAGCCAUGGCCUCUAUUCCAAAACACUUAAGGCCAUGGGCUCUAUUCCAAACACAUUAAGCCAUGGGCUCUAUUCCAAAACACAUUAAGCCCUGGGCUCUAUUCCAAACACUUAACCAUGGGCUCUAUUCCAAAAACAUUACGCCCAUGGGCUCUAUUCCAAACACAUUAACCAUGGGCCUCUAUCCAAAACACAUUAGCCUGGGCUCUAUUCCAACACACAUAAGCCAUGGUCUCUUUCCAACCCAUUAAGCCAUGGGGCUCUAUUCCAAAACACAUUAAGCCCAGGUCUCUAUUCCAAAACACAUUAGCCAUGGGCUCUAUUCCAAACACAGUAAGCCAUGGGCCUCUAUUCCAAAACAAAUUAAGCCAUGGGCUCUAUUCCAACACAUUAAGCCCUUGGCUCUAUCCAAACACUUAAGCUCAUGGCUCUAUUCCAAACACAAUUAGCCAUGGGCUCUAGUCCAAAACACUUAAGCCAUGGGCUCUAUUCCAAAACACAUUAAGCCAUGGGCUCUAUUCCAAAACACUUAAGCAUGGGCUCCUAUUCCAAAACACAUUAAGCCAUGGGCUCUAUUCCAAACCUUUAAGCAUGGUCUCUACAUUCCAAAACCCAUUAAGCCUGGGCUCUAUUCCAAACACAUUACCAUGGCUUCUAUUCCCAAAACCCAUUAAGCAUGGGCUCUAUUCCAAACACAUUAAGUCAUGGGCUCUAUUCCAAAACACAUUAGCCAUGGGCUCUAUUCAAAACACCUUAAGCCAUGGGCUCUAUUCCAAACACAUUAAGCCAUGGGCUCUAUUCCAAAACACAUUAAGCCAUGGCUCUAGUCCAAACACAUUAAGCCAUGGGCUCUAUUCCAAACACAUUAAGCCUGGGCUCUAUUCCAAAACACAUUGCCAUGGGCUCCUAUUCCAACACUUAAGCCAUGGCUCUAUUCCAAAACACAUUAAGCCAUGGCUCUAUUCCAAAACACAUUAAGCCAUGGGCCUCUAUUCCAAAACACAUUAAGCCAUGGGCUCUAUUCCAAAACACUUAAAGCCCUGUUCUCUAUUCCAAAACACAUUAAGCCAUGGGGCUUCUAUGCCAAAAACACAUUAAGCCAGGGCCUAUUCCAAACACGUUAAGCCAUUGUCCUCCUAUUCCAAAACAACAUUAACCAUGGGCUCUAUUCCAAAACACUAACCAUGGGCUCUAUUCCAAACACAUUAAGCCAUGGCUCUAUCCAAAACACAUUAAGCCAUGGGCCUCUAUUCCAAAACACAUUAAGCCAUGGGCUCUAUUCCAAACACAUUAAGCCAUUGCUCUAUUCCAAAACACAUUAAGCAUGGCUCUAUUCCAAAACCAUUAAGCCAUGGGCUCGAUUCCAAAACACCUUAAGCCAUGGGCCUAUUCCAAAAUAUAUUUUUUAUAAUAUUGCCGCUAUUCCAUGUGUUAGCAUUGUGAUCACUGAAGGACCCCUAAGAGUUCCUUCAGUGUGUCAACGUGCUAGGGGCUCAAGCUUCCAACUGGACGCCACUACUGGGAGGUAGAUUAGAGUGUGUUUGUGUGUGUGUGUGUGUGUGUGUGUGGUGUGUUGUGUGGUGUGUGUGUGUGUGUGUGUGUGUGGUGUUGUGUGUGUGUUUGUUUUGUGUGUGUUUGUUGUGUGUGUGUGUUGUGGUGUGUGUGUACACUAUAUAAGUGCUACUAAUGUUCCUGUAUGUAAAGUACCUUCUUCCAAGCCUUCUCCUGUGUUUCUGUAGUUAGACCGCUGAUGUACAGGACACCCCCUGACAGGACACUAGUCUAUCUCCUGUUCUGUUUAGGAGACAGCUGAUGUAAAACAUACCCCCCGGACAGGACACUAGUCUAUCCUCCUGGUCUGUAUUUGGGGUGUGUUGUAGGCAGCUUGAUGUACAGGACACCCCCUGGAACUGACACUGUCUAUCUCCUGUUUCUUAGUGAGACAGCUUUGUGUACAGGAGACCCCCUGACAGGACCCUAGUCUAAUCUCCUGUUUCUGUAGUGAGAACAGCUGAGUACAGGACACCCCCUGGCCAGACACUAGUCUUCUCCUGUUUUCUGUAGUGAUACGCUUGAUUACAGUACACCCCCUGGACCGGACACUAUUCUAUCUCCUGUUUUCUGGAGUGAGAGAGCUUGAGUACAGGAACACCCCCUGGACAGGACACUAGUCUAUCUCCUUUUCUGUAUUGGGGGGUUUUGUUUUUUGGGGGGGUGGACAGCUUGAUGUACAGGACACCCCCUGGAACGAGGACCUCGUCGAUCUCCUGUUUCUUAGUGAGGGCACUUGAUGUACGGACACCCCCUGGACGGACACUAGUCUUCUCCUGUUUCUGUAGUGAGACAUCUUGAGGUACAGUACACCCCCUGGACCCGGACACUAGUCUAUCUCCUGUUUCCUGUAGUGAGGCAGCUUGAUGUACAGGACACCCCGGACAGGAUCACUAGUCUAUCUCCUGGUUUCUGUAGUGAUACCGCUGAUGAACAUGACACCCCCUGGACAGGACACUAGUCGGUCUCCUGUUCUGUAGUGAGACAGCUUGAUGUCAGGACACCCCCUUGACAGGACACUAGCUGCUCCUGUUUUUCGUAGUGAGACAGCUUGAUGUACAGACAACCCCCUGGACAGGAACUAUCGAUCGCCUGUUUCUGUGUGAGACAGCUUGUGUAUAAGAAAACAGGGACCCCCCUGGACAGACACUAGUCAUCUCCCUGUUUCUUGUAGUGGGAGACAGCUGAUGUAGCAGUACACCCCCUGGAACAGACACUAGUCUAUCUCCUGUUUCCUGUAGUGAGGCAGCCUGAUGUACAUACACCCCUGGACAGAACACUGUCAUCUCCUGUUUCUUAGUGAGAACGCUUGUGUACAGGACACUAGCCUAUCGCUGUUCUGUAGUGGCAGCUUAUGUACAGACACCCCUGGACAGGACCUAGUCUAUCUCCUUUUCUGUAGUGAGACAGCUUGAUGUACGUAAACCCCCUGGACAGACACUAGUCUAUCUCCUGUUUCUGUAGUGAGCAGCUUGAUGUACAGUAGCACCCCCUGGACAGGACUAGUCUAUCUCUGUUUCUGUAAGUGAGACAGCUUGCUAUGUACAGACACUAGCCUAUCGCCGUUUUCCUGUGUGGGGCAGCUUGAAGUCAGGACACCCCCUGGAACGGACACUAGUCCUAUCUCCUGUUUUCUGUAUUGAGACAGCUUGAUGUACAGGACACCCCCUGGACAGACACUAGCUAUCUCCCCUGUUUCUGUAUGGGGCAACUUGAUGUACAGUACACCCCUGGACAGGACACUAGUCUUUCUCCGUUUUCUGUAGGGAGACAGCUUGAUGUACAGGACACACCCUGGACAGGCCCUAGUCAUCUCCUGUUUCUGUAGUGUACACUUGAUGUACGGACACUAGCCUAUCUCCUGUUUCUGUAGUGGGCACUUGAUGUACAGACACCCCCUGGACAGGACACUAGUCUAUCUCCUGUUUCUGUAGGAGACAGCUUUGAUGUACAGGCACACCCUGGAGACACUAGUCUAUCUCCUGUUUUCUGUAGUGAGGCAGCUUAUGUAGCAGAACACCCCUGGACAGGACACUAUCUAUAUUCCUGUUUUCUGUACUGAGACAGCUUGAUGUACAGUCCACCCCGGGAAGGACACAUCUAUCUCCUGUUUCUGUAGUGAGCACAGCUUGAUGUUAGCAGGACACCCCCUGGACCAGACCCAGUCUAUCUCCUGUUUCUGUAGUGAGACAGCUUGAUGUACAGGACACCCCCUGGACUGCACUAUCUAUCUCCUGUUUGCUGGUAGUGAGAAGCCUACUUACAGGACACCCCCCGGGACGACAACUGUCUAUCUCCUGUUUCUGUAGUGAGACAGCUUGUGUACCGGACACCCCCUGGACAGACACUAGUUCUAUCUCCUGUUUCUGUAUGAGACAGUUGAUGUACAGGACACCCCUGGACAGGACACUAGUCUAUCUCCUGUUUCUUGUAGUGAGACAGCUUGAUGUACAGGACACCCCCUGGACAUGACCUAUUCUAAUCUCCUGUUUCUGUAGUACGGCAGCUUGAUUUACAAGGACACCCCCUGGACAGGACACUAGUUAUCUCCUGUUUCUGUAGUGAGGACCACUGAUGUACAGUACACCCACUGGACGGACACUAGUCUAAUCUCUGUUUUCGGUAGGAAGGCGCUUGAUGUAAGACACCCCCUGGACAGGACACUAGUCUAUCUCCUGUUCCUGUUGGACAGCUUUGAUGUACAUACACCCGGACCGGACACCUAGUCUAUCUCCUGUUUUCUGUAGUGAGCCAGCUUGAUGUACAGAACCCCCCUGGACAGGACACUAGUCUAUCCCUGUUUCUUGUAUGAGACAGCUGGAUGUACAGGACACCCCCUGUACAGUACACUAGUCUUCUCCUGUUUCUGUAUGAGAACAGCGUGAUGUACAGACACCCCCUGGACAGUAACACUAAGUCUAUCUCCUGUUUUCUGUAGGAGACAGCUUGAUGUACAACAUCCCCCUGGACAGGACACUCGGCUAUCUCCUGUUUCUGUAUGAGGCAGCUUGAUGUACAGGACACCCCUGGACAGGACACUAGUCUAUCUCCUGUUUCGGUAGUGAAGACAGCGUGAUGUACAUGCACCCCCUGGACAGGACCUAGUCUAUCUCUCUGUUUCUGUAGUGAGGCCAGCCUUGAUGUACAGGACACCCCAUGGCAGGACACUAUUCUAUCUCCUGUUUCUGUAGUGAAGACAGCUGUGAUGUACAGUACAACCCCCGGACAGGACACUAGUCUAUCUCCUGUUUCUGUAGUGAGGCAGCUUGAUGUACAGGACACCCCCUGGACAGGACACUAGUCCUAUCUCCUUUUCUAUCGUGAGACAGCUGGGAUGUACAGGACCCCCCCUGGACAGAAACACUAGUCUAUCUACUGUUUCUGUAGUGAGACAGCGUUGUUACAGUACCCCCCCUGGACGGAACUAGUCUAUCUCCCCUGUUUUCUGUAUGGAGACCGCUGAAUGUCAGUACACCCCCUGGACAGGACCCCUAGUCUCUCUCCUGUUUCCUGUAGUGAGGCACUUGAUGUACAGUACCACCCCCUGGACAGGACACUAGUCUAGUCUCCUGUUUUUCUGUGUGAGACAGCUUGAUGUUACAGGACACUAGCCUAUCUCCUGUUGCGGUAGUGGGGCAGCUUGAUGUUCAGGACACCCCCUGGACAGGACACUAGUCUAUCUCCUGUUUCUGUAGGGAGACAGCUUGAUGUACAUUACACCCCCUGGACAGGACAACAGUCUAUCUCCUGUUUUCUGUAUGAGGCAGCCUUGAUGUACAGUACACCCCCCCGCCCCCCCCCCCCCCCCCAAAAAAGAAAAGAAGAAAAAGAAAUGGUUUGGACAGGACAUAGUCUAUCUCCUGUUUCUGUAGUGAGACAGCUUGAAUGUACAGGACAUCUAGCCUAUCUCCCUGUUUCGUAGUGGGGCAGCUUGAUGUACAGGACACCCCCUGGACAGUACACUGUCCAUCUCCUGUUUCUGUAGUGAGACAAGCUUGAUGGUACAGGACACCCCCUUGACGGAACUAUCCUAUCUCCUGUUCUGUAGUGGGCAAGCUUGAUGUACAUUACACCCCCGGACAGGACACUAGUCUAUCUCCCUGUUUCUGUAGUGAGACAGCUUGAUGUACGGCCACCCCCGGACAGGACCUAGUCUAUCUCCUGUUUUCUGUAGUAGACAGCUGAUGUACAGGACACCUAGCCUAUCUCCUGUUUCUGUAGUGGGCAGCUUGAUGUACAUGAAACCCCCCUGGACAGGACACUAGUCUAUCUCCUGUUUCUGUAGUGAGACGCUUGAUGUCUGGCACCCCCUGGACAGGACAAAAAAACCUAGUCUAUCUCCUGUUUCGUAGUGAGGCAGCUUUAUGUACAGGACACCCCUGGACAGGACACUAGUCAUCUCCUGUUUCUGUUACUGAGACAGCCUUGAUGUUAAGGAACACCCCCUGGCCGGAUACUAUUCUAUUCUCCUGUUUCUGUAGUGAAACAGCUUGAUGUACAGGACACCCCCUGGACAGACACUAGUCUAUCCCUGUUCUGUGUGAGACAGCUUGAUGUACAGGACACCCCCUGGACAGACCCUAGUCUAUCUCCUGUUUCUUGUAUGUGGAGACGCCUGAUUACAGGACACCCCCUGGACAGACACAGUCUAGCCCUCCUGUUGUCUGUAUUGAGACCGCUUGAUGUACAGGACACCCCCGGACAGGACACUAGUCUAUCUCCUGUUUUCUUGUAGUGAGACGCUUGAUUAUCGGACACCCCCUGACGACACUAGUCUAUCACCUGGUUUUCUGUAGUGCGACAGCUUGUGUAACAGGACACCCCUGGACGGACUCUAGUCUAUCUUCCUGUUUCUGUAGUAAGGCAGCUUGAUGUACAGACACCCCCCGGACAGGACACUAGUCUCUCCGUUUCUGUAAAAAGUGGACAGCUUGAUGUACAGUAACACCCCCUGGACAGACACUAGUCUAUCCCUGUUUCUGUAGUGAGGCAUCUGAUGUUACGACCAUCCUGGACAGGACACUAGUCUUCUCCUGUUUCUGUGUGAGGCAGCUUGAUGUAAGGACACCCGCCUGGACGGACACAGUCAUCUCCUGUUUCUGUAUGAGACAGCUUGAUGUAGAGAAAAGACAGUAACCCCCUUGACGGACACUAGUCCAUCUCCUGUUUCUGUAGUAGGCAGCUUGAUGUACAGGACACCCCAUGGACAGGACACAGUCUAUCUCCUGUUUCUGAGUGAGCAGCUUGAUGUACAGUACACCCCAGAGCUGGACAGGACACUAGUCUAUUCCUGUUUCUGUAGUGAGACAGCUUGAUUUCAGGACACCCCCUGGACAGGACACUAUUCCUAUCUCCUGUUUCUGUAGUGAGACGCUUGAUGUACAGGAACCCCCCUGGACAGGAACACUAGUCUAUCUCCUGUUUCUGUAUUGAGACAGCUGAUGUAGCAGGACACCCCUGGCAGGACACUAGUCUAUCUCCUUUUUCUGUGGAGACAGCUGGAUGUACAGGACACCCUGGACAGACACUAGUCUAUCCCUGUUUCUGUAGUGAGACAGCUUGACUGUACAGUACACCCCUGGGACAGGACACUAGUCCUAUCUCCUGUUUCUGUAGUGAGGCAGCUUGAUGUACAGGACACCCCCCUGGACAGACACUAGUCUAUUCCUGUCUGUAGUGAGACCGCUUGAUGUACAGUACACCCCUUGACAGGACACUAUCUAUCUCCUGUUUCUGUUGAUGCAACUUGAUGUUAGCAGGACAACCCCCUGGAACAGGACACUAGUCUAUCUCCUGUUUCUGUAGUGAGACAGCUUGAUGUACAGUACACCCCCUGGACAGGAACACUAGUCUAUCUCCUGUUUUCUGUAGUGAGACACUUGAUGUACUAGGACACCCCCUGGACAGAACUAGUCCUAUCUCCUGUUUCUGUAUUGAGACAGCUUGAUGUUUACAGGACACCCCUGUACAGACACUAGUCCUAUCUCCUGUUUCCUAUAGUGAACAGCUGGAGUACAGGACACCCCCUGGACAGGACACUAUUCUAUCUCCUGUUUCUGUAGUGCGACGCUUGAUGUACAUUACACCCCCUGGACAGUACCCUAGUCUUAUCGCCUUGUUUCUGUAGUAGACACUUGAUGGACUACACCCCCUGGACCGGAACACUAGUCUAUCUCCUGUUUCUGUAGUGAGGCAGCUGUGAUGUACAGUACACCCCCGGACAGGACACUAGUCUAUCUCCUGUUCUGUAGUGAGACAGCUUUGAAUGUACAGGACACUAUCCUAUCUCCUGUUUCUGUAGUGGGGCAGCUUGAUGUACAGGACACCCCUGGACAUGACACUAGUCUAUCUCCUGUUUUCUGUAGUGAGACAUCUUGAUGUACAGUACACCCCCUGGACAGGACACUAGUCUAUCUCGCUGUUUCCUGUAGUGAGGCGCUUGAUGUUAAGUACCCCCCCUGACAGGACCUCAGUCUUCUCCUGUUUUGUAGUUAGACAUCUUGAUGUACAGGACACUAGCCUAUCUCCGGUUCUGUGUGGGGCAGCUUGAUGUACAGGACACCCCGGACAGACACUAGCUAUCUCCUGUUCUGUAUGAGACAGCUUGAUGUACAGGACUCCCCCCCCUGGACAGACACUAUCCUAUCUCCUGUUUCUGUAGUGGGCCUUGAUGUACAUACACCCCCUGGACGACACUAGUCUAUCGCCUGUUCUGUAGUGAGACAGCUUGAUUUACAGGACACCCCCUGGACAGGACACUAGUCUAUACUCCUGUUUUCUGGAGUGAGACAGUUUCUUGAUUUUACAGGACACACUAGCCUAUCUCCUGUUUCUGUAUGGGUCAGCUUAAUGUACGGACACCCCCUGGACAGGACACUAGUCUAUCUCCUGUUUCGUGGAGACAGCUUGAUGUACAGGACCACCCCCUGGACCGACACUAUUCUAGCUUCCUGUUCGUAGUAGGCAGCUUAGACGAGGACACCCCCUGCCAGGACACUAGUCGAUCUCCUGUUUCUGUAGUGAGACAGCUUGAUGUAAUACCCCCCUGGACAGGACACUAGUCUAUCUCCUGUUUCCUGUUAGUGAGACAGCUUGAUGUACAGGAAACCCCUGGACAGGAACACUAGUCUAUCUCCUGUUUCUGUAGUUAGACAGCUUGAUGUACAGGACCCCCCCUGGACAGGACAAUAUCUCUCCUGUUUCUGUAGUGAGCCAGCUUGUGUACAUGACACAAACAGACCAUAAUCACCACUAUCUAUCUCUGUUUCUGUAGUUCGACAGCUGGAUGUACAGGACACUCCCUGGACAGGACACUAGUCUAUCUCCUGUUUCUGUAUUGAGACAGCUUAUUACAGUACACCCCCUGGACAGGACACAGUCUAUUCUCCUGUUUCUGUAGUGAGGCAGCCUUGAUGUACAGGACACCCCCCUUGGGAAAACACCAGGACACUAGUCCUAUCUCCUGUUCUGUAGUGAGACGCUGAUGUACAAGUACACCCCCUGGACAGGACACCUAUCCUAUCAAAAAAUCCGGUUUCUGUAGUAAGAUAGGGGCAGCUUUGAUUUACAUGACCCCUGGACAGGACACUAUUCUAUCUCCUGUUUCUGUAUGGGCAGCUUGAUGUACAGACACCCCCUGGACAGACCCUAGUCAGCUCCUGUUUUCGUGUAGUGAGACAGCUUGAUUAUCAGGACACCCCCUGGACAGGACACUCGUCUAUCUCCUGUUUUCUGUAUGAGACAGCUUGAUGUAUCAGACACCCCCUGGCCGGAACCGAGGCCUAUCUCCUGUUUCUGUUAAGUUGAGGCAGCUUGAGUACAGACACCCCUGACAGGACACUAGUCUCUCUCCUGUUUCUGUAGUGAGCGCUUGAUGUCCAGGACACCCCCUUGACAGGACACUAGUCCUAUUCCUGUUUCCGUAGUGAGGCAGCUUGAUGUACAGGACACCCCCUGGACGGAACCACUAGUCCCUAUCCUUUUUUCUGUAGUGGACCGCUUGAUACAGUACACCCCCUGGCCAGGACAUAGUCUAUCUCCUGUUUCUGUAGUGAGACAAAAGCUUGAUGUACAGGACACCCCCUGGACAGGACACUAGUCCUAUCUCCUGUUUCUGUAGUGCGACAGCUUGAUUACAGGACAACCCCCUGGACAGGACAUAGUCUAUCCCGGUUUCUGUAGUGACGACAGCUUGAUGUACCGGACACCCCCUGGAACAGGACACUAGUCUAUCUCCUGUUUCUGUAGUGGAGCAGCUUGAUGUACAGGACACCCCCUGGACAGGACACUAAGUCCUAUCUCCGUUUCUGUAGUGAGGCAGCUUGAUGUACAUGACCCCCUGGACAGGACACUAGUCCACUCCUUUUCUGUAGUGAGCAGCUUGAUUACAGACCCCCCUGACAGGACACUAGUCUAUCUCCUGUUUCUGUAAGUGAGACAGCUUGAUGUACAGGAACCCCCCUGGACAUGACACAGUCUAUCUCCUGUUUCUUUAUGAGACAGCUUUGAUGUCCAGGACACUAGUCUAUCUCCUGUUUUUCUGUAGUUAGACAGCUUGAUGUACAGUACACCCCCUGGAACAGGACCCUAGUCUACUCCUGUUUUCUGUAAGUGAGACAGCUUGAUGUACAGGACACCCCCUUACAGACACUAGUCCUAUCUCCUGUUUCUGUAAGUUAGACAGCUUGAUGUAAAGCAGGACACCCCCUGGACAGGACCUAGUCUAUCCUCCGUUUCUGUAUUGAACAGCUUGAUGUACAGGACACCCCUUGACAGGACUAGUCCUAUCUCCUGUUUUCUGUAGUGAGACAGCUGGAUUGUACAGUACACCCCCUGGACGACACUAAGUCUUCGCCUGUUUUCUGUAGUGAGACGCUGGAGUCCGGGACACCCCCUGGACAUGAACACUCGUCUAUCUCCUGUUUCUGUAGUGAGACAGCUGGAAUGGUACAGGACACCCCCUGGACAGGACACUAGUCUGUCUCCUGUUUCUGUAGUGAGGCCUUGAUGUACAGUACACCCCCUGGACAGGACACUAAGUCUAGCUCCUUUUUCUGUAAUGAGACGCUGAUGUACAGGACCACCCCUGUACAGGACACUAGUCUAUCUCCGGUUUCUGUAGUGAGACAAGCUGGAUGUACAGACACCCCCUGGAAGACACUAUCUUCUCCUUUGCUGUAGGAGACAGCUUUAUGUACAGUAAACACCACCCUGGACAGGACCUAGUCGUAAUCUCCUGUUUCUUUAGUGAGGCAGCUUGAUGUCAGGACACCCCGGACCGGACACAGUCCUAUCUCCUGUUUCUGUAGUGAGACAGCUUGAUGUACAAGGAAGGACACCCCCUGGACAGGACACUAGUCUAUCUCCUGUUUUCUGUAGUGCGACAGAUGGAUGUACAUAAAACACCCCCUGGACGGACACAGUCCUAUCGCCUGUUUUCUGUCGUUAGACAGCUUGAUGUACAGGACACCCCCCAGGACAGGAACACUAGUCUAUCUCCUGUUUCUGUAGUGAACCUUGUGUACAUGGACACCCCCUGGAAGGACACUAUCGAUCUCCUUUUCUGUAGUGAGACACUUGAAUGUACAGGACACCCCUGGACAGGAACACUAGUCUAUCUCCUGUUUCUGUAUGAACAGCUUGAUGUACAGGGAACCCAUGGAGGACCUAGUUCUAUCUCCUGUUUCUUUAUUGAACACUUGGAUGUAUCAGGAACACCCCCUGGACCUGACUCUAGUAUUCGCCUGUUUCUGUAGGGAGACAGCUGGAUUACAGUACCCCCCUGGACAGGACACCUAGUCUAUCUCCUGUUUCUGUAGUGAGACGCUGGAUGUUAGCCAGACACCCCCUGGACAUGACACUAGUCCUAUCUCCUGUUUUCUGUAUUGAGACAGCUUGAUGUACAUACACCCCCUGGAAGGACCUAGUCUGUCUCCUGUUUCUGUAUCGGCAGCUUGAUGUACAUACACCCCCUGACAGGACCUAGUCUAUCUCCUGUUUCUGUGUGUAACGCUUGAUGUACAGGACACCCCCUUGACAGACACUAGUCUUCUCCUUUUUCUGUAGUGAGACAGCUGGAUGUACAGACACCCUGGACAGACACUAGUCUAUCUCCUUUUUCUGAGUGAGCAGCUUGAUGUACAGUCCACCCCCUGGAAUACACUAGUCUAUCUCCUGUUCUGUAGUGGGCACUUGAUGUACAGGACCCCGCCCUUGACAGACACUAGUCUAAUCUCCUGUUUCUGUAGUGAGACAGCUUUGAUGUACAGGACACCUCCCCUGGACCAGGGAACUAGUCCUAUCUCCUGUUUCUGUAGGAGACAGCUUGAUGUACAGUACACCCCCUGGACAGGACCACUAGGUCUUCUCCUGUUUCUUGUAGUGAGACAGCUUGAUGUAUCAGGACACCCACUGGACGACCUAUCUAUCUCCUUUUUCUGUCUGAGACAGCUUGAUGUACAGGACACCCCCUGGACAGGACACUAGUCCUAUCUUCUGUUUCUUAGUGAGACGCUGGAGUGUACGUAACAACCCCUGGACAGGACACUAGUCUAUUCCUGUUUCUGUGUUGAGACAGCUGUGUAAGCCGGACACCCCCUGGACAGGAACACUAGUUCUAUCUCCUGUUCUGUAGUGAGACAGCUGAUGUACAGGACACCCCCUGGACAGGCAUAGUCUGUCCUCUGUUUUUCUGUAAGUGCGGCAGCUUGAUGUAUCAGUACACCCCUGGACAGGACCUAGUCUUCUCCUGUUUCUGUAGUGAGACACUUGAUGUAACAGGACACCCCCUGGACAGGACACUAGUCUAUCUCCUGGUUUCUGUAGUGAGACAGCUUGAUGAACAGGACACCCCCUGGACAGGACAACUAGUCUAUCUCCUGUUUCUGUAGUGAGACAGCUUGAUGUACAGGACACCCCCUGGACCAGGACACUAGUCUAUCUUCUGUUUCUGUAGUGAGACAGCUUGAUGUACAGUACACCCCCUGGACAGGACACUAGUCUAUCUCCUGUUUCUGUAGUGAGACAGGCUUGAUAGUACAGACACCCCUGACAGGACACUAGUCUAUCUCCUGUUUCUGUAGUGAGACAGCUUGAUGUACAGGACACCCCCCUGGACAGACACUAUCUAUCUCCUGUUUCUGUAGUGAGACAGCUUGAUGUACAGUACACCCCCUGGACAGGGACACUAGUCUAUCUCCUGUUUUCUGUAGUGAGAACAGCUUGAGUACAGGACACCCACCUGGACAGGGACAUAGUCUAUCUCCUGUUUCUGUAGUGAGACAGCUUUGAUGUACAGUACACCCCCUGGACCAUGGGACCACUCGGUCUUAUCGCCUGUUUCUUUCGUGAGGGACACUUGAUGUACAGGAACCCCCCUGGACAGGACACUAGUCUAUUCUCCUGUUUCGUAAGGGAGCAGCUGUGUAACAGUACACCCCCUGGACCGACCACUAGUCUAAUCUCCUGUUUCGUUAGUGAGACACUUAUGUACAGGACACCCCCUGGACAGGACACUAGUCCUAAUCUCCUGUUUUCUGUAGUGAGACAACUUUGCCUGUACCGGACACCCCCUGGACAGGGAACACUAUCUAUCCCUGUUUUCUGUAGUGAGACGCUUGAUGUCCAUUACACCCCUGGACAGGCCACUCGUCUAUCUCCUGUUUGCUGUAGUGAGACGCUUGAUGUACAGUACACCCCCUGGAACAUGACCUAGUCUAUCUCCUUUUCUGUAGUAGACAGCUUGCUGACAGUACACCCCUGGACGGACACUAGUCUAUCUCCUGUUUCUGUAUGAGACAGCUUGAUGUACAGGACACCCCCUGGACAGGAACACUAGUCUAUCUCCGUUUCUUGUAUGAGACAGCUUGAAUGUACAUUACACCCCCUGGACAGACACCUAGUCCUAUCUCCUGUUUCUGUGUGAGACAGCUUGAUGACAAAGUACCCCCCUGGACAGGACACUAGUCCUAUCUCCUUUUCUGAGUGAGACCAGCUUGAUGUACAGUACAACCCCCUGGACAGGACACAGUCUACGCUGUUUUCUGUAGUGGGGCAGCUUGAUGUACAGGACAACCCCCUGGACAGGACACUAGUCUAUCCCUGUUUCUGUAGUGAGACAUCUUGAUGUACAGACAGCCCCUGGACAGACACUAGUCAUCUCCCUGUUUUCUGUAGUGAGACAACUUGCUGUAACAGGACCCCCCCUGACAGGACCUAUCUAUCUCCUGUUUUCUGUAGUGAGGUCAGCUUGAUGUACAGGACACUAGUCCUAUCUCCUGUUUCUGUAUUGAAACAGCUGGAUGUACAAGGACACCCCCUGGACAGGACACAGUCUAUCUCUGUUUCUGGUGAGAAACUUGCUGGUACAGGACGACACCCCUGGACAGGAACACUAGUCUAUCUCCCUGUUUCUGUAGUGAGGACAACCUUGCUGUACAGGACUACCCCUUGGACAUGGACACUAGUCCGAUCUCCUGUUUGCUGUAGUGAGGAGACAGGAUGGAGGUACAGGUACACCACCCUGGGACAGGACACUAGUCUGUGUCUCCUGUUUCGGUAGUGAGACCAGCUUGAUUGACCAGUACACCCCCCCCCCUGGACAGGGACACUAGUCUAUCUCCUGUUUUCUUGUAGUGAGACAGCUUGAUGUACCAGUACACCCCCUGGACAGGACACUUGUCAUACUCCUGUUUUCUGGUAGUGAGACCGCUGGAGUACAGGACACCCCCUGGACAGGAUCACUAGUCUAUCUCCUGUGGUUUCUGGAUAGUGAGAACAGAUGGCUUGUACAGGACCACCCCCUGGACAUGGACACUUAGGUCCUUAUCGCCUGUUUUGUUCUGGAGUGAGACAGAUGGAUGUACAGGACACCCCCUGGACAGGACACUAGUCUAUCUCCUGUGUCUGUAGUGAGGACAGCUUGAUGUACCAGUACACCCCCUGGCGGACGGGACAUAGUCUAUCUCCUGUUUCUGUAUGAGACAGAUGGAUGUACAGGACACCCCCUGGACAGGACACUAGUCUAUCUCCUGUUUCUGUAGUGAGACAGAUGGAUGUACAGGACACUAGUCUAUCAGUGUUUGUUCUAGAACAGGGUUAUUGUAUUGUGGCAUUUAUUUAAUGUUAUCUAUCCCUCCCUCUAGGUAGGAGUGGGCAGCAAGGCCAAGUGGGACCUGGGUGUGGCGUCGGAGGGGGUUGACCGUCAGGCCCGGGUCAAGCUGAGUCCAGAGAGCGGUUACUGGACCCUACGACUGAGAGAGGGAGACCAGUACUCAGCAGGCACACAGCCCUGGACACGGCUCCAGGUGGGAUCCUCUGCAGUAGUGAUGCUUCAGGGUUUAUUGAAACUCAAGUGUAGACUCUUCUUCGGCUGUCCCCACGGGAGAACCCUUCGAAGAACCCUUUUUGGUUCCAUGUAGAACCCCUUCCACUAAAGGUUCUACAUGGAACCCAAAAGGGUUCUACAUGGAACCCAAAAGGGUUCUACAUGGAACCCAAACGGGUUCUAUAUGGAACCCAAAAGGGUUCUUCAAAGGGUUCUCCCGUGGGGACAGCCAAGAAGCGUUUUGGAACCUUUUUUUUCUAAGCGUGUAUGUGAGACCCGUAGAGUAUUGGAACGGAAGUGGCUCUUUAAAACACAUUGAUCCAGUACUGCUUCACCCUGAUAUCAUCUUGUUGUCUCUCUCUCCCCUCCAUCUUGUGUCCUGCAGGUUGGGUGGUCUCCCCAGAGGAUAGGGGUGUUCCUGGACUGUGAUGAGAGGAGAGUGUCCUUCUAUAACGCUGAUGACAUGAGUCUCCUGUACUCCUUUAGCAACGGCCCCAGAGGCAGAGUGCUGCCGUUCUUUAGCCCCUGUGUCAGCGAUGCUAACCAGAAACCACAGCCCAUCCAGCUGCUACACCAUCCUCCUGUUGACCAGUUAGGACAGGUGUAUCGAUGACUACGGUCAGAAACCACAGCCCAUAAUGCUCCUACACGCUCCCCCUGGUCCUGACUGGUGUCUUUGAGAUGGGGUUUCUCCUGAUCCUUGGCUCUUGAUUUGCCAGUUGAUGUAAUGUUUGCCCAAAGCGUGUGCUGUUUGAGCUUCCCAAGUCUAAAUCACCAAAGCGCUCCGUAUCGCUUAAUUUCAUUCCAAUGGAACAGUUGCCAUGGUACAUUUAUCAUCACCUUGACCCUCUCUAUCAGCAUGCAGCACAAAGUGGUCUCAUUUAUAAAGGUGCAAUAGACCUGUUGGAAUAAAUGCUGCUUUAAGUGCCAGCCGUAUGCCUGUCUCUCUCGUUUGACAAAAUGGGACCUGUUGUCCAUUAGUGGAUGUUUCCUCCUGUGUUUAGGGGUCACUGUAGAUAUUGAUAAAUCACUUGGUGCCAUAAUUAAACUGCACCUUUAAAUCACUCUGCUUUCUCAUUAGGGCUUUUGCUUAUGUUAUGCCUUGUCACGGUUUGUGCAAUCUCUUUUUUGUUUUCUUCUGUUCAAUAUAGCUUUCAAAAAAGUAUUACUUUUAAUUAUUCAAGGGGUACAGUGAGCAGAGCGACAGUAGAGAUCAGACCUCCAGGCUGCUACUAGGGGGUAGAGAUCAGACCUCCAGGCUGCUGCUAGGGGGUAGAGAUCAGACCUCCAGGCUGCUGCUAGGGGGUAGAGAUCAGACCUCCAGGCUGCUGCUAGGGGGUAGAGAUCAGACCUCCAGGCUGCUGCUAGGGGGUAGAGAUCAGACCUCCAGGCUGCUGCUAGGGGUUAGAGAUCAGACCUCCAGGCUGCUGCUAGGGGUUAGAGAUCAGACCUCCAGACUGCUGCUAGGGGGUAGAGAUCAGACCUCCAGGCUGCUGCUAGGGGGUAGAGAUCAGACCUCCAGGCUGCUGCUAGGGGGUAGAGAUCAGACCUCCAGGCUGCUGCUAGGGGGGUAGAGAUCAGACCUCCAGGCUGCUGCUAGGGGGUAGAGAUCAGACCUCCAGGCUGCUGCUAGGGGGUAGAGAUCAGACCUCCAGGCUGCUGCUAGGGGGUAGAGAUCAGACCUCCAGGCUGCUGCUAGGGGGUAGAGAUCAGACCUCCAGGCUGCUGCUAGGGUGGUAGAGAUCAGACCUCCAGGCUGCUGCUAGGGGGUAGAGAUCAGACCUCCAGGCUGCUGCUAGGGGGUAGAGAUCAGACCUCCAGGCUGCUGCUAGGGGGUAGAGAUCAGACCUCCAGGCUGCUGCUAGGGGGUAGAGAUCAGACCUCCAGGCUGCUGCUAGGGGGUAGAGAUCAGACCUCCAGGCUGCUGCUAGGAUGUAAUGAGGAUUCAUUACAAGGAAAUAGAUGGACAGAGGAUGUCAUGUGACAGGACACAUAUUAUCAUCACAGGAAAUAGAUGGACAGAGGAUGUCAUGUGACAGGACACAUAUUAUCAUCACAGGAAAUAGAUGGACAGAGGAUGUCUUGUGACAGGACGUCAUGUGACAGGACACAUAUUAUCAUCACAGGAAAUAGAUGGACAGAGGAUGUCUUGUGACAGGACGUCAUGUGACAGGACACAUAUUAUCAUCACAGGAAAUAGAUGGACAGAGGAUGUCUUGUGACAGGACGUCAUGUGACAGGACACAUAUUAUCAUCACAGGAAAUAGAUGGACAGAGGAUGUCUUGUGACAGGACGUCAUGUGACAGGACACAUUAUCAUCACAGGAAAUAGAUGGACAGAGGAUGUCUUGUGACAGGACGUCAUGUGACAGGACACAUAUUAUCAUCACAGGAAAUAGAUGGACAGAGGAUGUCUUGUGACAGGACGUCAUGUGACAGGACACAUAUUAUCAUCACAGGAAAUAGAUGGACAGAGGAUGUCUUGUGACAGGACGUCAUGUGACAGGACACACACUAUUCAUUUCAUUUUGAUUAGAACCUAAUCCACUGUACACCCUUACAUAUCCAGGUACUAACAUUAUGCUCUUUCUCCAAAUCUAGAAAUAUGAAUACUGGACAUUUACAUAUUACAAUCAAUCUGUACUCAUCAGAUUAAAUGAAGGACUGAUUUUAAUGUAAUCAGAAAAAGCCAAAUGUUUUUUGGAAGAUGUCAAUGAAAAUAAACAAACCAAAUCAAGUUGCCUUCUUUGACAAACACAGUUCUCAUGUAUGAUGUCGAUGGUCUUCAGCUCUCAGCAGUUCUGAUGUCGAUGGUCUUCAGCUCUCAGCAGUUCUGAUGUCGAUGGUCUUCAGCUCUCAGCAGUUCUGAUGUCGAUGGUCUUCAGCUCUCAGCAGUUCUGAUGUCGAUGGUCUUCAUCUCUCAGCAGUUCUGAUGUCGAUGGUCUUCAGCUCUCAGCAGUUCUGAUGUCGAUGGUCUUCAGCUCUCAGCAGUUCUGAUGUCGAUGGUCUUCAGCUCUCAGCUUUCUGAUUACCUGUUUUUGACUACUGCAACACAGAUUUUGUGUCUGAAAAUUACAGAUUGAGCCAAUGGCUUUUCAAUGGCAGUCAUCUGUUGACAAAUGAUGGACAGCGAUUGUCCAUAAAAAAAAACCAUGCACAAUAUGUCAACCUUUUUGUCGUAUGUAGCUCGUCCAAAAAUAGUGGAGUGGUGAUUAAACUUUUGACAGACAAAAACGGACAAUUGAUUAAUAAAUGAUGUGGGAUUUCCUCCCUGUUCAUGACUCUAUGGCCGUAGAUUUAGGAUUGAGGGAAAGUGAAGAGUUUACCUCAUCAAAGUAAAAACCAACACAUAAACAUAGUUGCAUUGUUGCAGAUGUUGACGAGAAUUUAGCUGUGACUAACUAGGCCAGGCCUGAGGGGUUGUAGUGGGGGUUAGCACUAGGCCAGGCCUGAGGGGUUGUAGUGGGGGUUAGCACUAGGCCAGGCCUGAGGGGUUGUAGUGGGGGUUAGCACAGCCAGGCCUGAGGGGUUGUAGUGGGGGUUAGCACUAGGCCAGGCCUGAGGGGUUUGUAGUGGGGGUUAGCACUAGGCCAGGCCUGAGGGGUUGUAGUGGGGGUUAGCACUAGGCCAGGCCUGAGGGGUUGUAGUGGGGGUUAGCACAGCCAGGCCUGAGGGGUUGUAGUGGGGGUUAGCACUAGGCCAGGCCUGAGGGGUUGUAGUGGGGGUUAGCACUAGGCCAGGCCUGAGGGGUUUGUAGUGGGGGUUAGCACAGCCAGGCCUGAGGGGUUGUAGUGGGGGUUAGCACAGCCAGGCCUGAGGGGUUGUAGUGGGGGUUAGCACAGCCAGGCCUGAGGGGUUGUAGUGGGGGUUAGCACUAGGCCAGGCCUGAGGGCUUGUAGUGGGGGUUAGCACAGCCAGGCCUGAGGGGUUGUAGUGGGGGUUAGCACUAGGCCAGGCCUGAGGGGUUGUAGUGGGGGUUAGCACUAGGCCAGGCCUGAGGGGUUGUAGUGGGGGUUAGCACAGCCAGGCCUGAGGGGUUGUAGUGGGGGUUAGCACUAGGCCAGGCCUGAGGGGUUGUAGUGGGGGUUAGCACAGCCAGGCCUGAGGGGUUGUAGUGGGGGUUAGCACUAGGCCAGGCCUGAGGGCUUGUAGUGGGGGUUAGCACAGUGCACCUGGGGAGGAAGUGUGUUGUAUCCCUGAAUAACAUCCCUGCCAUCCCCCUGUCAGUCACCCAGCGAGGAUGCACCUCAGUUAUCUCCUCUAACACACCGCUCAGCCACUUCCUGUUUCCUCUUGCAAGGGUCAGAGGUCACACAAACACACUGACAGGAGGGAGGGUUGGGGAUUAGGCCUUCAAGCUGGUUAACCCUGGGGGGGGACAUGGCUAGCAGGAUACCCAGCACAAAUACACUGACAGGAGGGAGGGUUGGGGAUCAGGCCUUCAGCCUUCUAGCUGGGUAACUAACCGGCCACAUCCAGAGCGACUUACAGUUAGUGAGUGCAUACAUUCUUUUUUAUUUUUCAUUUAUUUUUCAUACUGGCCCCCCGUGGGAAUCGAACCAAACGCCAUGCUCUACCAACUGAGCUACAUCCCUGCAGCAGAGUGACAGUAGAGAUCAGACCUCCAGGCUGCUGCUAGGGGGUAGAGAUCAGACCUCCAGGCUGCUGCUCGGGGGUAGAGAUCAGACCUCCGCUAGGGGGUAGAGAUCAGACCUCCAGGCUGCUGCUAGGGGGUAGAGAUCAGACCUCCAGGCUGCUGCUAGGGGGUAGAGAUCAGACCUCCAGGCUGCUGCUAGGGGGUAGAGAUCAGACCUCCAGGCUGCUGCUAGGGGGUAGAGAUCAGACCUCCAGGCUGCUGAUAGGGGGUAGAGAUCAGACCUCCAGGCUAGGGGGUAGAGAUCAGACCUCCAGGCUGCUGAUAGGGGGUAGAGAUCAGACCUCCAGGCUAGGGGGUAGAGAUCAGACCUCCAGGCCUCUGCUCGGGGGUAGAGAUCAGACCCCCAGGCUAGGGGGUAGAGAUCAGACCUCCAGACUGCUGCUAGGGGGUAGAGAUCAGACCUCCAGGCUGCUGCUAGGGGGUAGAGAUCAGACCUCCAGGCUGCUGCUAGGGGGUAGAGAUCAGACCUCCAGGCUGCUGCUAGGGGGUAGAGAUCAGACCUCCAGGCUGCUGCUAGGGGGUAGAGAUCAGACCUCCAGGCUGCUGCUAGGGGGUAGAGAUCAGACCUCCAGGCUGCUGCUAGGGGGUAGAGAUCAGACCUCCAGGCUGCUGCUAAGAUGUGAUGAGGAUUCAUUACAAGGAAAUAGAUGGACAGAGGAUGUCAUGUGACAGUACACAUAUUAUUAUUAUCGUCACAGCUUAUUCUAAUGACGAUGGCGACAUCAGUGACGGAAAUAACAACAUUGUUGACGACAAUACUACUCUUUGUUAUUAACACACCUUCCACGUCGGUCAUUAUUUUCCGUAGAACGCAAAGGCCCUCGUUGAUUAUCCCUCAUGUAAUUAGUACUAUAGUACUGUUUUAGCAGUAUUCAUGUUAGCAUGGUUAGUAUUGCCUGUCCCUCAUGUCUGAGUCUUCCCCUAAAAACUCAGACUUCAGAGUCACUCAAGAAUCCAAAGUAAAACCUAAAUAACAUGCAUUGUUGAAACCGAUGGACUACCAAAUGUUUUCCUUGUUGUUAGUGGUUGUUUAUUAAACAUGAAGGACGUUAUUAUAGUUAUCAGUGUGUUGGUUGAUGUGUGUGUUAGCCCUGUGGUGAGGUAUUACAGACGCAGACAGACAGACAGCAGCUAGAUGUAACCUCUGUCUGUUAGCCCUGGGUAACCCAAGGGUGUGUGUGUGUACCUCUGUCUGUUAGCCCUGGGAAACCCAAGGGUGUGUGUGUGUACCUCUGUCUGUUAGCCCUGGGAAACCCAAGGGUGUGUGUGUAACCUCUGUCUGUUAGCCCUGGGUAACCCAAGGGUGUGUGUGUACCUCUGUCUGUUAGCCCUGGGUAACCCAAGGGGGUGUGUGUAACCUCUGUCUGUUAGCCCUGGGAAACCCAAGGGUGUGUGUGUAACCUCUGUCUGUUAGCCCUGGGAAACCCAAGGGUGUGUGUGUAACCUCUGUCUGUUAGCCCUGGGUAACCCAAGGGUGUGUGUGUACCUCUGUCUGUUAGCCCUGGGUAACCCAAGGGUGUGUGUGUAACCUCUGUCUGUUAGCCCUGGGUAACCCAAGGGUGUGUGUGUACCUCUGUCUGUUAGCCCUGGGUAACCCAAGGGUGUGUGUGUACCUCUGUCUGUUAGCCCUGGGUAACCCAAGGGUGUGUGUGUACCUCUGUCUGUUAGCCCUGGGUAACCCAAGGGUGUGUGUGUAACCUCUGUCUGUUAGCCCUGGGUAACCCAAGGGUGUGUGUGUACCUCUGUCUGUUAGCCCUGGGAAACCCAAGGGUGUGUGUGUAACCUCUGUCUGUUAGCCCUGGGUAACCCAAGGGUGUGUGUGUACCUCUGUCUGUUAGCCCUGGGUAACCCAAGGGUGUGUGUGUGUACCUCUGUCUGUUAGCCCUGGGUAACCCAAGGGUGUGUGUGUACCUCUGUCUGUUAGCCCUGGGUAACCCAAGGGUGUGUGCAUGCGUGCUCGUGCUGUUGAGGGUCACUGUGGUGCUGCUGGCUGGCUGGCUCCGGGGAGAGACUGGGGGUCACUGUGGUGCUGCUGGCUGGCUGGCUCCGGGGAGAGACUGAGGGUAACUGUGGUGCUGCUGGCUGGCUGGUUCCGGGGAGAGACUGAGGGUCACUGUGGUGCUGCUGGCUGGCUGGCUCCGGGGAGAGACUGAGGAAGAUGUGGUGCUGCUGGCUGGCUGGCUCCGGGGAGAGACUGAGGGUCACUGUGGUGCUGCUGGCUGGCUGGCUCCGGGGAGAGACUGA